Messenger RNA from Solanum dulcamara, 858 nucleotides. RefSeq lists its product as uncharacterized. Gene Ontology annotation, molecular function: nucleic acid binding. The record is from RefSeq and is a predicted model, not a curated record. Bases 1 to 858 code for a protein of 285 amino acids. The transcript is spliced from 7 exons. Lineage: Eukaryota; Viridiplantae; Streptophyta; Magnoliopsida; Solanales; Solanaceae.
AUGGGAGCUAGGAUGGUUAUAAAUGCGGAGGAGCUAAGAUGUUGGGGAGGUUUAUCGGAUUGGCCCCUCCCAGGUUCUCAGGUGCCGCAGUGGUCUGACGAGUAUGAGGCAAACUUCCUGAAGCUCAAAGCCUUGUUGACUUCAGCUCCAAUUCUUACUUUUUCUGUCAAGGACCAGGAAUUUAGAGUGUAUUAUGAUGCUUCAGGUGUUGUCUUGGGUUGCGUUAAGUUUGAGCAUCAAAGGCCAGGUGGUUUGACCCAACGACUACUCAUUCUAGAAUUGAUUGACCAAGUUUUCUCACUUCUUAUCGAUCCAGACUGCCUAUACUUCACAGAGGUUGUCUCUAAUUUACAACUGAGAGGUGGUCAGGUUGUAUGCAGUGCUAGUAUCUAUCAUAUUAGACCUCAGUACUCAGUUCACUUCGCAUUUCUAGGGUCUAUAAAGAGAGAGUUGGGUACUCGAGUUGAUCUCAACAAAACUUUCCACCCCCAGACCAAUGGUCAGUUAGAGAUGACUAUUCAGCUCUUGGAGGACAUGGUACGGGCUUGUGUUAUUGAUUUUAGGCUUCAAUGGGAUCCAUCCUUGGCUUUGGCAGAGUUUAGUAGGCAGAAGAGUUAUGCUGAUAAGAAGGUUGGACCUUUGAAGUUUAUGAUUGGAGACCAAAUAUUCCCGUUAGUGUCUCCCAUGAAGGGCGAGAAGAGAUUCAAGAUGAAAGGAGAUUUUGGUCUUCGCAUUCGCGACCCAGGUGUCCACGAUCGCAAAGGGCUUGAAAUUGGUAGGGUCGUUCGAGCUCUUCCGAUGCUCAAAAUAUGCCUAUUUUUGGAGCGCAAGUUCCUUGAGCCUUUUGGAACCGUGUGA